Molecule: messenger RNA, 960 nt
Organism: Trichoderma harzianum CBS 226.95
Lineage: Eukaryota; Fungi; Ascomycota; Sordariomycetes; Hypocreales; Hypocreaceae
Exons: 6
Coding region: 1-960 (319 amino acids)
Biological process (GO): positive regulation of ubiquitin-protein transferase activity; protein neddylation
Cellular component (GO): ubiquitin ligase complex
Molecular function (GO): ubiquitin conjugating enzyme binding; ubiquitin-like protein binding; cullin family protein binding
Source: RefSeq, a predicted model, not a curated record
AUGCCUCCCCCUUCGUCGGCGCAACAAAAGGUGCUACUUGCACAGUUCGUCAACCUUACCGGGGCCACGGAACGUCAGGCGACUCGGUAUCUCAAGUCGACUGGCUACAAGCUCAACGAGGCCGUGGAUGCAAUGAUGCUGGGUUGGAAAGGCGUCAAACAUCAUCUGCCCUCCAAAGUCGCAAAGGCCGUCCCCCAUUGGUUGUCUAAGAAGAAACGGGAGAAUCAUGGCGCCGACACCUCCACCAAGGAUCAAUCCGGACGGUUUUACAUGAACUCGGCCAGUGAGACCAAGGGUCCCUCUCCGUUGGAUGCGAAACUGGACUCUCUAUUCGACUCAUUAAGGGAUGACGAAGCCGAUGACAAAGACCAGCUGGAGCUGGAGUCGACUAUGGGCUAUCUGAGCGAAAAGCUCAACGUCAGUCUAGAAAACGCGGAACUGUUUGUAGUCCUGGAACUGGUGCAGGCCCCUAGUGUAGGUGAAAUCACCAGAGCAGGUUACAUUGACGGUUGGAAAUCAAGCGGGGCUGGGGCAUCGCAUCAAGAGCACGCCGCUCAUGUACGGAAACUCAUAUCUGAGCUGUCUCGUGAUACGGCAUUGUUCAAAAAGGUUUACAAAUACGCCUUUGUUGCUGGUCGUGAAAAGGACCAGAAAUCCCUGGCUUUGGACAAUGCUCUGAUCUACUGGAGCAUGCUCUUCUCGGCACCUGGCGUGGAAUGGAAGGGCAAGCACGACUGGUUGGAUCUGUGGAAGACAUUCUUGGGCGAGAAGUGGACUCGAUCUGUCAACAGGGACAUGUGGAAUAUGAUCUUGGAGUUCGCCCUGAAGAGCGUCAACGACGAAUCCUUGUCGUUUUGGAGCGAAGACGGCGCAUGGCCAAGCGUUAUUGACGACUUUGUCGAGUGGUGCAGGCAGAAGGGAAUCGGAAAGCCCGAAACUAUGGAAGUCGAUGGUCAGUGA